GAUUGCAUGUAGCAUGUAGCAUGGUAAUGUUAUGAACAACUAAUAACUAUAAGCUAACUUUUUUGACAAUUUUGUAAUUUGGAUGAAGGGGAGUACAUUUUCUUUAUCUUGUUCUUUUAACAAUUUGGUUCACGAUCUUUGACAACACAAUCCAAUCUUCUUGAGUAGGUGUGUUUGGUUUGUAAAGGUUUAUAUAUAUUUUUUGUAAUCAUUAGAUGUGCAUUUUCUUCUUCAUCGUCUGAUCAUUACGACAGUUAUUGUGUUCUGAUUUUUAUUAUUAAAAUACUAUUACAAACUAUUAUCUAAAGAACACAAAUUCCAUCAAUGAAAGCUAGAACCAUCAAGGCAUCUACCCAAAAUUUUCAACGGAAUCAUUAACUUUGCCUUAAAAUAUGGUUAAUCUUUAUAAAUAAACAGGAAAGUCUCCUGCUUUGAAGCGCAGCUAUAAAUAGACAAGAAAGUGAGUAUGCAUGACAAGUGUUUGACGAAAUGCCAACAAUCAGUAAUCUCUUCACUGUGCUCUUCUUGUUGGUUUCAAAUGCUUUUGUUUAUGGAAUUUGUGAUGCUUCCUCUUACUCUAGUCUCGUAAGCAGUAGUCUUGAUCAUCAACUUCAUGCUCCCAAUCCCAUUGCUGAACAACCACUCGCCAAGAUCGCCCUUCACAAAGCCAUUAUUGCUCUCCAUGCAUCAGCUUCUGUUCGUGUUAACCCUACCCUUCUUGGGGCUAAGGGUGAUGAUACUGAAUGGGUGAAUGUAGAAUUGGAUUACCCUGAAGCAACUCAAGCUGACUGGGUUGGAGUUUUUUCUCCAGCAAAGUUCAACUCAUCAGAAUCAGAAUAUUGUUCCUCUGAAACUCCAUUCAUAUGUACAGCCCCAAUUAAGUAUAAGUUUGCAAACCACUCCACUUUUGAUUAUAUUCAAACAGGAAAAGCAUCACUAAGCUUCCAGAUUAUAAAUCAGCGUGCAGAUUUUGCAUUUGCAUUAUUUACAGGAGGAUUGGAAAAUCCAAAGUUGGUUGCUGUUUCGGAUCCCAUAUCAUUUGCAAACCCCAAGGCCCCUCUAUGGCCUCGUCUUGCCCAAGGAAAGACUUGGGAUGAGAUGACAGUAACUUGGACCAGUGGAUACAACAUUGAUGAAGCCACUCCAGUUGUAGAGUGGGGUUGGAAGGGUCAAAGUCAACUUUCUUCCGCAGGAACAUUGACCUUUACACGUGGCAGCAUGUGUGGUCCACCUGCACGUACGAUUGGAUGGCGUGCUCCUGGUUUUAUCCACACUAGUUCCUUAAAGGAAUUGUGGCCAAACACAAUAUACGAUUACAGAAUGGGGCAUAUGCUUUUAAACGGAUCGAUUAUUUGGAGUAAAACAUAUACAUUCAAAUCAUCUCCAUAUCCAGGACAAGAUUCAUUACAACGUGUUAUUAUAUUUGGAGACAUGGGAAAGGCAGAACGUGAUGGAUCAAAUGAGUAUGCCACUUAUCAGCCAGGAUCACUUGUUACUACAGAUGAAUUAGUCAAUGACCUUGACAACUAUGAUAUAGUUUUCCAUAUAGGAGAUUUAUCAUAUGCAAAUGGAUUUCUUUCACAAUGGGAUCAGUUCAUAGCACAAAUCGAACCCAUUUCAUCAAUAAAGCCAUACAUGAUUGCGAGUGGGAACCACGAACGUGAUUUUCCCAAUUCGGGAUCUUUCUAUGACACACAUGAUUCAGGUGGGGAAUGUGGCGUACCUGCCCAGACCAUGUACUAUGUUCCAGCAGAUAACAGAGCUAAAUUUUGGUACUCAACGGAUUAUGGGAUGUUUCACUUUUGUAUAGCUGAUUCAGAGCAUGAUUGGAGAGAGGGUUCAGAACAGUAUGCAUGGUUGGAGAAAUGUUUUGCAUCAGUUGACAGGCAAAAACAACCAUGGCUGAUUUUUGCUGCUCACCGUGUUCUUGGCUAUUCUUCCAACAAUUGGUUAGCCAAUGCGGGUGCCUUUGAAGAGCCCAUGGGACGUGCAAACUUGCAGAAGUUAUGGCAGAAAUACAAGGUGGACAUUGCAUUAUAUGGACAUGUUCAUAAUUAUGAAAGAACUUGUCCUAUUUACCAGAAUCAAUGUGUAAACUUGGAAACGUCUCAUUAUUCUGGAACUGUGAGAGGAACAAUCCAUGUUGUUGUUGGUGGAGGAGGGGGGCAUUUGUCGGAUUUUACAGAGAUUAAUACGUAUUGGAGUUUGUAUAAAGAUCACGAUUGGGGAUUUGUGAAACUAACAGCGUUUAACCACUCUUCACUCCUAUUUGAAUAUAAGAAGAGUAGAGAUGGUUUGGUUUAUGAUAAUUUUACAAUCUCAAGGGAUUAUAGAGAUGUUUUAGCAUGUGUGCAUGAUGGAUGUGAAGCUACCACCUUGGCAAAUUAGUAAAUGGUAUGUCAAAAAUUGAAGUUAACCUGGUCAAAAAAUAGAUGUAAAUUUUUUAGUUUUUGUAGCCCCUUAGAGGUCGUUUAUGUGUCGAUGUAACUUGCUUAUGCACACCCUUGUAGUGUCUUGCUAGUUGCUUAUAAACUUUUCUCUAUUCAAGAAAAGCCUAUUUGACUUCCCUUGGAACUAUUUGUUUCCUUGUACUCUUCGGUUAAUUUAAG
Lactuca saligna is the source of this 2609-nucleotide messenger RNA. Lineage: Eukaryota; Viridiplantae; Streptophyta; Magnoliopsida; Asterales; Asteraceae. The record is from the annotation of a GenBank genome assembly.